GUAAGUCAAGUUGAGACGAUGGUUCGUGCUCUUGUUAGUGUGUUGCUCUUGAUAGUGGCUGCAUUCGUAGCAGGAUGCUGUGCACUGUCGGAGCAAAUAGGAAGUGGUAGUUCAAAAUCUGAGGCAUUGAUAACAGGCAAUGAGUCGUGUGGUCACCGUCACUAUGAAAGUGCUUUCCCCAUUGAUACUCGCUUGUAUGAGCACCCCUGGUUAGUACUAUUCGGCUACAAACAAAAGGAUGUUGUGAGUUAUGUUUUUCAAGGUCUGUUGAUACACCCAAAAUACGUGCUAACCACGGUGUUUGUCGCUCAAUUUAAAGGUUUAGGUCAACUCUCAUAUGCACGAAUCGGCGAUCAUAAUACAUCAACCGUAUCUGAUUGUGAACAGCAGAUCUCAGGGGAAGAAACAUGUGCUCCACAAGUGCAAACUAUUCAUAUCGAUGAACUUAUUGUUCAUCCCGACUAUAAUAGUUUUCAACAAGUAAAUGACGUUGCUCUGGUUAAGCUAAGGAUUCCAGCUAAUAUCGAUGGGAUCUCCGUCGCACAGAUAUGUCUAAACCGUGAAUCAAAUAUUCAAAGUUCCUUCCUGUUAGUAGCGGCCUGGUGCGGCCGAAGAGAAACCGGAUUAUCGUUGGUUCCUAAGCAAUACUUUAUGAAAGCCAUCACUCCAUACGAGUGUCAACGUCGGAUGCCCCAUCAUACCAUAUCGCUAGCGAAUGAAAUGUUUUGCGUAAUUUUUGAUGAGAGACACACGCAACCAACCGAAGUGGCACUAGAACCUAAUCUACGUGGUGGAAGCGGCGCUCCUGUUUACACGGUGUAUGAAGAUAAUAGGAUUUUAUUAAUUGGUUUGCUUUCCUAUGGACCACGUUACCCAGCAAAAUUGCACGAACCGUACAUCAUAACUCCCGUAGCUCCGUUCUACAAUUGGAUUUCGGAAAUAAUUGGGGGAGAUCUGGAAAAACACAUGUACAAGACGUUGAUUUAA
Molecule: messenger RNA, 987 nt
Organism: Anopheles marshallii
Lineage: Eukaryota; Metazoa; Arthropoda; Insecta; Diptera; Culicidae
Product: CLIP domain-containing serine protease HP8-like
Exons: 2
Coding region: 19-987 (322 amino acids)
Biological process (GO): proteolysis
Molecular function (GO): serine-type endopeptidase activity
Source: RefSeq, a predicted model, not a curated record